Messenger RNA from Aureobasidium namibiae CBS 147.97, 312 nucleotides. RefSeq lists its product as uncharacterized. Lineage: Eukaryota; Fungi; Ascomycota; Dothideomycetes; Dothideales; Saccotheciaceae. The transcript is spliced from 2 exons. Gene Ontology annotation, molecular function: nucleic acid binding. The record is from RefSeq and is a predicted model, not a curated record. The coding region runs from base 1 to 312 and encodes 103 amino acids.
AUGGACCAAAGAACUGGUAACCCAAUGCCAGGAACAGUUUUCGAUCGAGGUGUGACCUCUCACUACCUCUGGGACUUCUUCCUCCAGGCGCACAAGGGUCUGCAAGGAACCGCCAGACCUGCUCACUAUAUCGUCCUGAAAGAUGAGUUGAACUUCAGCCAGGAUGCAUUGGAAUCUUUCAGGGGACGCAUGUAUCUCUACUCGACCUUGAACGAGAACCAGAGUGCAAGUGGUUCUGCCUACAACGCACAAACCGCUGAGUGGACCCAGGGAGUUCACACCAGAUUGACCGAGAAGACUUUCUAUGUCUAA